This is a messenger RNA of Heterocephalus glaber (naked mole-rat), 1543 nucleotides long. It is a transcript of the gene Snrpb, whose product is annotated as small nuclear ribonucleoprotein polypeptides B and B1. The record is from RefSeq and is a predicted model, not a curated record. Gene Ontology annotation, molecular function: RNA binding. Gene Ontology annotation, cellular component: nuclear speck. NCBI's taxonomy places the organism in Eukaryota, Metazoa, Chordata, Mammalia, Rodentia, Bathyergidae.
AACUCCGCCCUGGGGCCGGACCUCAAGGGCUCACGGCUGACACCGGAAGUAGCGUUCUACCCGACCUUAUUUUACUGGCGGCUGAAUUUCCGGUAGUGGCGGCGCGAAACGGGCCGCGGUCUCUGUGUAGGCCUCUGAGGGGGCGAAUCCGGCGCGAAUCCGAACCAUCAGAACCGCCAACAUGACGGUGGGCAAGAGCAGCAAGAUGCUGCAGCACAUUGACUACAGGAUGAGGUGCAUCCUACAAGAUGGCCGGAUCUUCAUUGGUACCUUCAAGGCUUUCGACAAGCAUAUGAAUUUGAUCCUCUGUGACUGUGAUGAAUUCAGGAAGAUCAAGCCAAAGAACUCUAAGCAAGCAGAAAGGGAAGAGAAACGAGUCCUCGGUUUGGUGCUGCUUCGAGGGGAGAACCUGGUCUCCAUGACAGUAGAAGGACCUCCUCCCAAAGAUACUGGCAUUGCCCGAGUGCCACUUGCUGGAGCUGCUGGGGGACCAGGAAUUGGUAGGGCUGCUGGUAGAGGAAUCCCAGCUGGUGUUCCCAUGCCGCAGGCUCCUGCAGGACUUGCUGGGCCAGUCCGUGGGGUUGGUGGGCCAUCUCAACAGGUGAUGACCCCACAAGGAAGAGGCACUGUUGCAGCUGCAGCAGCUGCUGCCACAGCUAGUAUUGCAGGGGCCCCGACCCAGUAUCCACCCGGCCGUGGGGGUCCUCCCCCGCCUAUGGGCCGAGGGGCCCCCCCUCCAGGCAUGAUGGGCCCUCCUCCUGGCAUGCGGCCACCCAUGGGUCCUCCAAUGGGGAUCCCUCCUGGACGAGGGACUCCUAUGGGCAUGCCCCCUCCAGGGAUGCGGCCCCCUCCCCCAGGUAUGCGAGGCCUUCUUUGACCUUGGCCAGAGUUACGGAAGUAGCAAGUAGCUCCACAGAAGUGUGGGCCCGAUUCCCCAGGGCCACGUUACCACAGACCUGUUUGUUUGUUAUGCUGUUGUUCCUGGAGUCUCACCGGAUUGUCUGGUUUCCCUUACAGGGCCCCCUCCCCCGGGAAUGCGCCCACCAAGGCCCUAGACUCAUCUUGACCCUCCUCUGCUCCUUGCCUGUUUCCUGUGAGGCUGUAUAUAGUCCUUUUAUUUCUUGUGGCCUAUGAAACUGAUUUAUAAUAAACUCUUAAGAGAAUAGUAUAAAUGCACCUGAUGUAUCCAUUUAUUUUAGAAAAACUUUGAUAUAUUUGGUGCUUAGUAGAGUCAAGAAAGGUUGUAUUUAAAAACUAGCUCUAAUUUUAGCUGCUUCCCUGUAAAAUACAUUUAUUCUCAUAUACUAAGAUUUACAAAAUGAAACUAAUGAGACAUUUCCCUCAUUAGACUUUGAAAAUCAGUUUGUUGAAAUAAACAUUCAUAUGCUCUUGGUCAGGGGUGUGAAUUGGUAUAUCCACUUGGGAAGGCACUCAUUUAGAUAGCUCCUUGGGCAGUGCUUUAUGAAAACUGAAGAGAGGAAAAGUUACAGUAUCACUUUCUCCCAGGGUCACACACAUAAUUAAAUACUACUUUUGAAAUGUA